AUGGCCAGCGUGGUAGCACUGUGGCGAAGGACGAGAGACUAUGUGAAGACCAAGGAGUUCCGGGAAUACCUGACCAGCACGCACUUCUGGGGUCCUGUUGCCAACUGGGGUCUUCCGGUGGCCGCCUUUAAGGACAUGAAAGCAUCACCGGACAUCAUCAGUGGUCGCAUGACGACAGCACUCAUCUUCUACUCGAUGGCCUUCAUGCGCUUUGCCUACCGCGUCCAGCCUCGAAACUUGCUGCUGAUGGCGUGCCACGGCACCAACAUGGUGGCGCAGAGUAUACAGGCGGGCCGCUACCUACGCCAUCACUAUGGCGGCGGCACUGAGGCGGCCACCCCUGCCGAAGCCUGCGACCCUCUGGUUACCCUCUCCAAGCAGGAGGACGCCAGCCCCCCCGCUCACUGCACCGGGGAUCUUUUGAAUGGCCGAUAG
Molecule: messenger RNA, 435 nt
Organism: Cynocephalus volans (Philippine flying lemur)
Lineage: Eukaryota; Metazoa; Chordata; Mammalia; Dermoptera; Cynocephalidae
Gene: MPC1L
Product: mitochondrial pyruvate carrier 1 like
Exons: 1
Coding region: 1-435 (144 amino acids)
Biological process (GO): pyruvate import into mitochondria
Cellular component (GO): mitochondrial inner membrane
Source: RefSeq, a predicted model, not a curated record